GGGAAGUAACUAUUUCCAUUGAGACCGUAGAAUAGUAACUUCCACUUGCAGUAAUUUGUUAAAUCCUGUGAUUAAAACUACAGUUCCCACAAUUCUCUGUAUUUUCUUUAAACUUUUCUUCUCCUAAUAUUCUUAAAAAGCGGAAGUCUGUCGACAGUACACAAUAUAUGUUAAUCUUUACCUUUUAACUCAGUUUUAUUAGUACUACAGUUACUUCUACUAGUGUCCUGCUUACUGCUUCCCAUUGCAGGGCCCAGCUUGCAGACUCUGCCCCAGGGCAGAAGGAAGUGGUUGCUUGCUGGAAAUAGGUGUUCUGAGGAACCGGCAAGCAGCCUCUGUGGACAGGUGUAGAAGAUUGAAAACACUGUUGCACCCUUUCCGCUCAUAAACGGCGAAAGCAUUUUGUCUUGAUCACAGCCAGAAAGAAAAGAAAUGGCAGAUUCCAGCAUGGUUCCGUUAACUGGCUUGGCGUGGGCUUCAAACCAGACAUCCUGUCCUACAAACUACAAAAUGAUCACGGCUACAGCAGAUGGUUGCAGUGCAAACUUUGCUAAAGGAUUUGGAUCAAAACCAGGCUGCUAUUUAUGUUACUCCUCUGUGAUUGGUGAUAAUUUCCAAGGUGAGGUUAUAGAGGAUAUCAGGAUUCUGAGCGAAAAGUCGCCAUUAUUACCUGGAUAUUUUUUCAUUGCAGAAUACUUGGAUGCAAAAGCAUCUGUGUCCAAGAAGAAGCGCAUGUGUGCUAAAACACAGCCAGUUACCUCUGUAGACACAGCAGUAUUUAGUAUCCAGUUAACACUGAAAAAUAAACAGCCAUUACAGUCUUACACGUUCCUUGGUGAGCUAAAUGGCAUUGGAGUGUGGUGUAGAAAAGGCAAGAUUGCUAGAGCGAAACCAGUCCCAAAACAGAGAAACCUAAGUUUAGAGAUGAGAGGGCUUUCCUUGCAAGAUGAUGGUGCAUCCAGAACAACAGAAGUCGCCUCUGAAAAGUAUUCUGGUAUGAGCAAGAGACGAGCACCGCUGGAGAGGAAAAACUCUGUUUAUGAUGCAGCUGCUAUAUAUGGCAUCUCAGCUAUGGAUGGCAUACCAUUUGCCUUGCACCCUAAAUAUGACAGCAGGAACAACAGUACAGGUAUACAGCUGUCCAGCUUUCCCACCUUCACAGUUAAAUCAUUGGAGAACAUAGAAAAUGAGUAUGACUACAGCUUUGCAGUGGAGAGGACAGCUGCUGCCAGACUUCCUCCUUCAUUAUGUUAGAAACCAUCCUUGGAUGACUGCUUUGGAGCAAACCCUAUCAUUAUACUUCUUUUCAGAGACCAUCUUGGCAGCCUAGCUUGAAGAGCGUCACCUUGUACAUUCCUUUGUAUAUUGGCACAGUGAAGAGAGUGCCAUAGCAUUUGGAGCUGAACUGAAAAGGGAAUGUUAGAGUGUUUGUGUCAACAACAUUUUAGAAGUAUUUUCGCCUUAUGAAAUUCAAUAAUUUUAGAAUCAUUAGAACUCGAACAAGUACGCUUUCCAAAAAUGUAAUUUUGCAGAAUGGUAUGUAGAGACAAAUUCCCAACUUCUUGUUAGCUUGGUCUGAAUGGAUGCAGUAUGUUAAUUGUUGUGUACAUCGUAUUUGUAGGAACUUUCCUCAACAUAAGUGUUGGAAAUCAUGCUACUAUUUUUUCUUUUCAGAAAUGCUGUGCAUAAGUUAACAGGAUAUAACUACACAGGGUAACCCAAGUUGCAUUAGCGGCUCAGAUACCUAACGGCACAGACAGACAAGAAUGGGCAUGCCUGUCGUGAUGAUAGAGAGCAUGCUGGGUGGAGAUCUCGCUGAAUCCAGGCAGAAGGAAGUAUUCAUAACAAGAAAGUUGCAAGAAUGUGCAUGUUGAAGGAAUAGGGAACAGGAUGGUCUGCAUGGCCAGGAUGGGCACAUCCUCAGGCCGCUUCAAAUUGCCUAACCAGCUUAAUGACAUGUCGUCUCACUGGAAGAGGUGAGAUGACUAAGGCCUGCUGGUACUUCAUCAUUGCCAUCAUGUUAUUGAUGGCUCCCAGUGUCAUGUCUCCUUAUGGGAUCUCUCAUUCCCCCAGGCAUUUCUGAAAAUGAGCACUGGAAGUUCAGCUCCCUGCAAAGUCUGGGAUCCCACAUGGUGUUAGGGUCAUGUUGUGGACAGGCUGGUAGGACCAUAUGGGGAUCCUGGGAUUGUGCAGGCAUGGUAACAAGGGAUAACAGUCAGAGGACUAAGUGGGGUUGGGGGAGAGGGAAUUCUGUACAAAACGUCUGUGCAAAUCCCAGCAUUAUAUCAAAGGAGAAAAGCAUUUUCUCAUGUACUGUACCUGUAAUGUUAGUAGUGACUUGACGUGAAGAGGAAGCAGGUACGUUAAGUAUGUUUGACUCAGAGGGGCUCUUAUCAAGCCCACUGCUCCUAUGAAAGAAGCUUCCUUCACUGUUGUAACAUCUGAACAUGUGAGUAAACAAAGAUAUGGGGGGGGGGUAAGUUAUAAAGAGAUAUUGGAGCUCAUGACUUCACUUGUAGAAAAUUUUCAAAAAGGAAUUUUUCAUUUUUUUUUUUUUUUUUUCAUUUUCGAUAUUUAUUAACCAGUUAAGUCUUCUGGAUAAGUUUCCCUUUUCAUUUCAUGGUACUUGUCCCUUUUACAUGAGAAGGCAAAACAUCACUUGCAUUACCCUUUUACCUGGAGCUUGCAAAGAUACAAACAUUUUGCCAUCCUGCAUGCCAAGUGCAUCAGUGUCUCUCUGAAUCUGUAUUUAGGCCUUGUGCAUAGAAUAAUAUUAUUGCAGAUUAUCCAGUUUUGGUGUGCUAUCACUUGAGCAGGAAAAGGCAGGGUUUUCUCACACCAGGUGGCCUUGCUACAUUUUGCCUGUCACUAUAUUUUCCCCAAGUAACGAUUUAUUAAAUUGUUCAGAAUGAGUACAUUGGUACUGGAAUAUCACACUAACUGAACUAAUGUAAGAUAAAAACAAAUUAAUCAUAGUUGAAGUACAAGUGUAUGCAGACUAUUUGUAUUUGUUUACCAAAAGAAAUAAGUCAGUUGGAUCUUCACAUUCAAAUGUGGUACCAUUGUGGACAUAUGUUGUAUAUAGGGUACCAUAUUGAUGCAAGACGUUAAAAAACAUUUGGCUGAUCCAUGCAGAGGCGUGCAAGUCUCAAAACACAUUGCACUAGUUUAACAGUUAUUCCUUCAGUCUAAUGGCUCCAAAGAGCUUCAGUGAGUGGGGUGUCAAAAGAACAUACAUACCCAUAGUGUUAGCAGCUAGGUUUCAGUCAGGCCUUCAGAGAUGAUUGAUUUUGACACUGCCGCUGCCACCUGGUUGUAUGAUUGGUUUACUUGCCGUGCAGUAAGUGUUGAGACUUAGAAGGCUCUUGUUGGCCACUUUCUCUAUUAAUAUUGUAUUCUUUACUUUUUAUUUCUUUUUAUUUAUAGUAUGGGCUUUUAAAGUGGUGAACAGUAUUUAAGAAACUGAAUGUAAGAUGUUUGUCUUCAUUUCUGUACACUAAGUAAUCAUCAUCAAACUUUAGUCUUCACUGAUUGUUGUAUUGCUUUGAUUAUUAGAUGUAAUUCCAUUUACUGUUUUCAAUAUACAGCAGAAAUUGAGAAUUGAAAUUAUAUAGUAAAGAAAUAUUUUUCAUUA
Protopterus annectens (West African lungfish) is the source of this 3634-nucleotide messenger RNA. It is a transcript of the gene MVB12A, whose product is annotated as multivesicular body subunit 12A. Gene Ontology annotation, cellular component: ESCRT I complex; cytosol. Gene Ontology annotation, biological process: endosome to lysosome transport via multivesicular body sorting pathway; regulation of epidermal growth factor receptor signaling pathway; virus maturation. The coding region runs from base 433 to 1254 and encodes 273 amino acids. The transcript has 10 exons. The record is from RefSeq and is a predicted model, not a curated record. Lineage: Eukaryota; Metazoa; Chordata; Ceratodontiformes; Protopteridae.